Messenger RNA from Histoplasma mississippiense, 1062 nucleotides. RefSeq lists its product as hypothetical. The transcript is spliced from 2 exons. Gene Ontology annotation, cellular component: cytosol; signal recognition particle, endoplasmic reticulum targeting. The coding region runs from base 1 to 1062 and encodes 353 amino acids. Gene Ontology annotation, molecular function: GTP binding; endoplasmic reticulum signal sequence receptor activity; GTPase activity. NCBI's taxonomy places the organism in Eukaryota, Fungi, Ascomycota, Eurotiomycetes, Onygenales, Ajellomycetaceae. Gene Ontology annotation, biological process: SRP-dependent cotranslational protein targeting to membrane, translocation; SRP-dependent cotranslational protein targeting to membrane. The record is from RefSeq and is a predicted model, not a curated record.
AUGGUCCUUCAAGACCUGGGACGGCGCAUUAACGCCGCCGUCAACGACCUAACAAGGUCAAACAAUGUCGACGCACAGGCAUUUGAUGCGAUGAUCAAAGAGAUAUGCGCCGCCCUCCUAUCAGCCGACGUCAACGUUCGCCUCGUCCAGUCCCUCCGCAAAUCCAUAAAAGCCGCUGUGCCAUUCUCUUCCCUUCCACCAGCUGUAAAUAAGAAACGCUUAAUACAAAAAACUGUAUUUGAUCAGCUGGUGGCUCUGGUGGAUCCCCAUGCGGAGCCAUUCAAGCCAAAAAAAGGGAGGUCGAACGUGAUCAUGUUUGUUGGCCUACAGGGUGCGGGCAAGACCACAACAUGCACGAAGCUGGCUAGGCAUUAUCAGACUCGUGGUUUUAGAGCUGCUCUUGUUUGUGCAGAUACCUUCCGUGCCGGUGCCUUCGAUCAGCUCAAGCAGAACGCGACGAAGGCAAAAAUUCCGUACUUUGGCAGCCUGACACAGACAGAUCCCGCUGUGGUUGCCGCAGAGGGAGUGGCGAAGUUCAAGAAGGAGCGUUUUGAUAUCAUCAUUGUCGAUACAAGUGGUAGACAUAAGCAGGAAGAAGAUCUGUUUGUAGAAAUGACACAAAUUCAAACCGCCAUACAACCGGAUCAAACCAUCUUGGUUCUUGACGGCACCAUCGGACAAGCCGCGGAAUCGCAAUCCGCCGCGUUCAAAGCUGCAGCAGAUUUCGGUGCUAUAAUUAUCACCAAAACUGACGGCAACGCCGCUGGUGGAGGCGCGAUCUCCGCAGUCGCUGCAACCCACACCCCCAUUAUAUUCCUGGGCACAGGAGAGCACAUGCUAGAUCUCGAACGAUUUUCUCCAAAACCAUUCAUCCAAAAACUCCUGGGCAUGGGCGAUAUGGCCAGUUUAGUCGAACACGUCCAGGCCGUAACGAAGGACUCCGCAACCGCCAAAGAAACGUACAAACACAUCUCAGCCGGCAUCUUCACGCUGCGCGAUUUCCGCGAGAACAUCACCUCCAUCAUGAAGAUGGGACCCCUCUACCAGAGAUCUCCAGCAUGA